GCUUGUGAUUUCAGAGAUUCAUCAAUACCUUAUCUACUCAAUACAUGCCACGUACAUACAGCAAACCUCGCCCCCAAAAUCGUCAGCUACUCGAUUCUUUGAUACAGCGUUGUUGUCUUUCUCGAGGCACCACAUCGUCCUCGACAGGUAUACAACAAUGUCUUUUCUCGCACCCAACGCAACCGCAUCACCUACACCCUCAAACGCAUCCAGCACCGGCCAGAAACGUAAACGACCUGCCCCUGCCGCCUCCAUCCAUUCUAAUCUUGGUAAUGGGGGUGGCCCACAUCUCUCCGAAGGCGCCGCGCAACUUAAAGCCCAGGUACACUUCGCCGUCACCCGCCUCAAAUCCACCGACAAAGCCGUCAGCUUCCAAGACCUUAUCGACUACCUGUCAAUUUCAGACCCCGGUUUUCAAGAGCGCUUACGCUACGCCCUCCCACGUCAUGACCAGAUCGAGUUCAACCCGAAGGGCUUCAAUGGCGCGGGCUCGUAUCGCUUCCGGCCGAAACACAACGUGCGCUCGGGCGAAGACCUCAAGGCGUAUUUUCAAAAGCAGAAGGUGUCCCUCGGGCUGAACGCAAAGGAGCUUAAGGAAGGCUGGCCUGGCGCAUGGGACGCCAUUAACGAGCUCGACAAGAAAGGCGAUUUACUGGUCAUCCGCAACAAGAAAGAGAAUACGCCCAAAUAUGUGUGGCAGAAUGACCCGACGCUUUCUGCGAAGAUCGAUGCGAAGUUCUGCGACCAGUGGCACACGAUUGCGCUGCCGGCAAAUCCGGAUGAGUUGAGGAGUAAGCUGGAAGCGGCGGGCUUGAAGCCGACUAGUGCGCCGAGGGAAGGGCUGACUGGGCCGAAGGUAAAGGAAAGGAAGAAGAAGGCAGCGAGAAAGAGUGGGAGACAGACCAAUACACAUAUGGCGGGUAUCUUGAGGGACUACUCGCACAAGCGCAAAUAGAAGGCCCAGUCAAGACGGCAAGGCUGCAUGCAAUAUCAUUGUUUUCUAGCGGGGCGUUAGUUGGCAUCAACAGGCAUUGGCUGGCGUCUAAAUCGAUAUUGAUACAGCUAGUGGCUCAUUCCUUUGGACACUACUUUAAUUAUAAUGCUCGUGUAUGGAUCUGGAGAACUAUGCUCGUAGUUAAAAGCUGUUGUGCAAAGGUAUGCACAUAUACAACCUAUACAACAAGAAACAUUCCACGGAAGCCUCCUUACAACCUCUUCCGUGCCGCAAAGAAAUAGUUCCCAAUCUUCUCUCCUCCUUGAACCUCCUUCC
Molecule: messenger RNA, 1270 nt
Organism: Pseudovirgaria hyperparasitica
Lineage: Eukaryota; Fungi; Ascomycota; Dothideomycetes; Acrospermales; Acrospermaceae
Product: transcription initiation factor IIE, beta subunit
Exons: 1
Coding region: 158-955 (265 amino acids)
Biological process (GO): transcription initiation at RNA polymerase II promoter
Cellular component (GO): transcription factor TFIIE complex
Source: RefSeq, a predicted model, not a curated record